AUGCCUCCCCGCCUCGCCUCGCUCCGUCUCGCUGUCCGCAUCCCGCGGUGCUCCUCCUCCUCUAGACCGGCCGCGGCCCUCUACUCUACCGCUACCGCCGCCGACUCCAACCAGCCGCUGAUAACCGUCACCCAGCUUCCCGCUCCCGGCUCCGGCCACAUCCGCAUCCUCGAGCUCAACCGCCCGAAGGCCCGCAAUGCCAUCUCCAAGGCCUUGCUGUCCCAGCUGCGCGCCGAGAUCGAGGAUGUCCACGCCCAGUACACCGAGACGGGCGACGAGGCACCCGCGAAGCAGAUCUUUGGCGGAGCAGCGGGGAAGGACGUCAAGGGCCCGACGCGCGCCUUGAUCCUCGCCAGUGCCGUUGAGACGAGCUUCUGCGCCGGCGCUGAUCUGAAGGAGCGCCGCGGCUUCUCUCAGGCGGAGACCGACGAGUUCCUCGCCAACCUCCGCAGCACCUUCACCUCCCUCCAGAACCUCCCGAUCCCCACAAUCUCCGCCAUCUCCUCCCUCGCCCUCGGCGGCGGCCUCGAGCUCGCCCUGUCCACACACUUCCGCGUGCUCUCCUCCAACGCGCUCGUCGGCCUGCCCGAGACGCGCCUCGGCAUCAUCCCCGGCGCCGGCGGCACCCACCGCCUGCCCGCGCUCAUCGGCCUCUCUCGCGCGCGCGAUCUCAUCCUCACCGGCCGCCGCGUGUCCGCGCCCGAGGCGUACUUCCUCGGCAUCGCGGACCGGCUGGUCGAGAUCACGCACGACGAGGCCGAGAAGGCGGGCGAGGGCGACAAGGACAAGGGCGCGCUGCUGGUCGCGCGGCGGGCGGUGCUGAGUGAGGCCGUGAGGCUGGCCGGCGAGAUCUGCGAGGGCGGGCCGAUUGCGAUCCGCGCGGGCUUGCAGGCUGUGAACUGGGCGAGGGAGGAGGUGGAGAAUAAGAUGUAUGAGAGGGUUGUGGCGACGGAGGAUCGGAAUGAGGCGUUGAAGGCGUUUCAGGAGAAGAGGAAGCCUGUGUUCAAGGGACAGUAA
This is a messenger RNA of Colletotrichum siamense, 1017 nucleotides long. Its product is annotated as Methylglutaconyl-CoA hydratase. The transcript has 2 exons. NCBI's taxonomy places the organism in Eukaryota, Fungi, Ascomycota, Sordariomycetes, Glomerellales, Glomerellaceae. Gene Ontology annotation, cellular component: mitochondrion. Gene Ontology annotation, biological process: fatty acid beta-oxidation. Gene Ontology annotation, molecular function: enoyl-CoA hydratase activity. The coding region runs from base 1 to 1017 and encodes 338 amino acids. The record is from RefSeq and is a predicted model, not a curated record.